This is a messenger RNA of Diospyros lotus (date-plum), 2523 nucleotides long. RefSeq names its product CBL-interacting protein kinase 18-like. Bases 939 to 2303 code for a protein of 454 amino acids. The transcript has 2 exons. Gene Ontology annotation, biological process: signal transduction; protein phosphorylation. Gene Ontology annotation, molecular function: ATP binding; protein kinase activity. The record is from RefSeq and is a predicted model, not a curated record. Lineage: Eukaryota; Viridiplantae; Streptophyta; Magnoliopsida; Ericales; Ebenaceae.
AAUUUCCUUCCUUUCCUUUUACAACAUCUUCUCUGUAAAAUUUUCGAAGCUUUGCUGUGAAAUUUCCUUUUUCUCGUCCGUUUGUUUGUUUGGUUGCUGAAUAAAUUACUAGCGGGGAACAAGAAAAAGAGAAAGACAAAUUGAAACCUCUAACAAGCUGGGCCAAAUAAUCAGAUACUUCUGUUCGUUUGUUUCCUUUUUAAUAUUGUUUAUCUGUUCAGUUUUUUUUGGGGGGGGAGGGUUCUGAUCUUCUAGAAUGGUCUAUUUGGAAUCCUUUUUCCCUUUACGUGUGUAUAAGUGGGAUGUACCAAUCAUAUUUCGAGUUCACUUGGAAUUCCUUUUGGAUUCGAAAUUUGUAAAGGAAUUGAGCUAACAAUCUAAGUAUAUGCAUGUUUAGAAAGAAAUGCUUGUGAAUGACGCCGGGACUGUUGGUAAAUCAAUUUGAUGAAAGUUUCCAGAGAAGUUAGAUGUAGGGUUUUCUCAAGUUGGUGAAUAUCUCAUUUAUUUACCAGAAAUUUGAAGCUCCAACAAAUCUUUUCUCCAUUGUUCUACUGUUUUGGUAACCAUCUUUCAAACUCAACCAUCUUUCGAGUAGUCUUUAUAGUUUCAUUACACAUCUAGGGAAUGCAGCAAGAUGUUCUUGAGAGAUAAGGUUUCCUUCUCUGAGCUUGACGAGGCUGAAGUUCCAUUUGAGAUUUCCAUGUUUGUUCUUGAUGAAAUUGGACAUAUAAUGCAAAGCCCUGCCCACCUCUCUGCUCAUCUAAUGCUUACACUGUCAAACUAUUUUAGGGGUCAAGCCACAUCAUAUCAUUAUCUUUCUGAAGAUGGCUGAAGUCUUAUAGUCUUUAUGAUUGCUUCUUGAAUAGUUAUGCUAUAUUGUUUUGGAUUAGCUGGAGAAAAUAGUAUAUUACUGUGUGUGUUAGUCUCUGUAACUUGAGAUGGAAAACAAAGGGAGCGUGUUGAUGCAACGAUAUGAAUUGGGGAGAUUCUUGGGCCAAGGAACCUUUGCCAAGGUCCAUCGUGCAAGGGACCUUAGAACUGGCAUGAGCGUGGCCAUUAAGAUAAUUGACAAAGAGAAAGUUUUGAAGGUUGGAAUGACCGAUCAGAUCAAGCGGGAGAUUUCUGUAAUGAGGCUGGUUAGACAUCCAAAUAUUGUCCAGCUUUUUGAAGUUAUGGCGAGCAAAACCAAAAUUUACUUUGUCAUGGAAUAUGUCAAAGGUGGUGAGCUCUUUAACAAGGUGGCAAAAGGGAGGCUUAAGGAGGAUGUUGCAAAGAACCAUUUCCGACAGCUGAUCAGCGCAGUUGAUUUCUGCCACAGUAGAGGGGUUUAUCACCGUGAUUUAAAACCAGAAAACCUACUUUUGGAUGAGAAUGGGAAUCUAAAGGUAUCAGACUUUGGAUUGAGUGCCCUUGCUGAAUCUAAGCAUCAAGAUGGAUUGCUCCACACAACCUGUGGAACGCCUGCCUACGUUGCUCCUGAGGUAAUCAGUAGGAAAGGAUAUGAUGGAUCCAAGGCAGACAUCUGGUCGUGUGGGGUCAUAUUAUAUACUCUGUUGACUGGCCAUCUCCCGUUCCAAGAUUCAAAUCUGAUGGGAAUGUACAGGAAGAUAAGUAAGGCAGAGUUCAAAGUCCCAAAUUGGUUUGGCCCCGAAGUACGCAGACUGCUGUCGAAGAUACUGGACCCGAACCCAACUACGCGGAUAUCCCUUGCCAAGAUCAUGGGAAGUCCUUGGUUUGGGAAAGGCUAUAACUCCAAACCGAUGAGAAUUGAGAUGGAGAGGAAAGAACCAGUUAGUACUGACAUCAAUGCAGUGCUUGGUCCUCGUGAGGAUUGCAGCAGUUCAGGAGCGGCGAAGCAAGAAUUUGUGAAACCCAGCAACAUGAAUGCCUUUGAUAUCAUCUCCUUUUCACAAGGUUUUGACUUGUCUGGUCUGUUAGGGGAAAAUGACCAAAAGAAAGAAGUGCGAUUUACCUCUAGGCAGACUGCCAAGACCAUUCUUUCAAAGUUGGAGGACAUUGCGAAAUGUCUAAGGCUGAAAGUGAUGAAGAGGGAGAUGGGGCUGUUGAAACUGGAAGGAUCAAACGAAGGCAGGAAGGGCAUCUUGUCUAUCGACGCUGAGGUGUUUGAGGUCACUCCAACAUUCCAUUUGGUUGAGGUGAAAAAGUCGAGCGGGGAUACAUUGGAGUAUCAGGAGAUAAUGAAGAAGGAAAUAAGGCCGGCCCUUAAAGACAUUGUUUGGACAUGGCAGGGCGACCAGCAGGCCCAACCCCAACAGCAAGAAGAUCAACAAUCCUCCUCUUAAUAGCUACUACUGCAGACUGUAUAUUAUCUCUGCUGCUGUAACAAAUGAAGUUUCUUAUAGGUUGAUUGCAACUUCUUGUUUCGUUUGCCCAUAUUUUCUGUUAUUGGAAUUUUUUGUGACGACUAGAGGAUCAUCUAUGUAUGAAGAAGCUGUGAUAUCUGUUUUGGUGCUUUAAAGAUGUGUAAUAUAGCAAUGGUUGAUGCCAGGAGAUAUGCUGUCA